Messenger RNA from Huiozyma naganishii CBS 8797, 816 nucleotides. It is a transcript of the gene PHM8, whose product is annotated as bifunctional nucleotidase/lysophosphatidic acid phosphatase. The record is from RefSeq and is a predicted model, not a curated record. Gene Ontology annotation, biological process: nucleotide catabolic process; pyrimidine nucleobase metabolic process. Gene Ontology annotation, molecular function: nucleotidase activity. The transcript has a single exon. Bases 1 to 816 code for a protein of 271 amino acids. Lineage: Eukaryota; Fungi; Ascomycota; Saccharomycetes; Saccharomycetales; Saccharomycetaceae.
AUGACGGUGAGAUAUAAUUUCAGAAAGGAUGCACUCAGACAAUGUCGUGAGAAUAUCAAACAUUUACAGUCGUUAGACUACAAAGGUAGCGAUGUUACUUUACACUUCCAGCUGGACUCUGCAAACUACCCUGAUCCGGACCCUCAAGCAAAGAUAUUCUUUUUUGAUAUAGAUAAUACCUUAUAUAGUGGGAGUAGUGGUAUUGCACAACAGAUGCAAUGGCGAAUAUUCAAUUAUAUCGUACAUGAGGUCGGUGUAAGAUCCCAUGAAGAGGCAAGGAAGUUGAUGAAUGAGUAUUAUGAAAGGUACGGCCUGUGUCUAUUCGGUUUAAUUAAUGAGUAUAAUGUGAACCCAGCAGACUACAAUACGUUGGUGGACGAUGCGUUGGACUUGGACGGGUUAUUGAAGCCAAACUGGCAGCUACGUCAAGCUCUGAUCGACUUGAAGUUCAGCGGAAAGUUUGACAAGUUGUGGUUGUUCACAAAUGCUUACAAGAAUCAUGCCCUACGGUGUAUUAAACUGCUUGGAAUUGCGGACCUUUUCGAUGGUAUAACGUAUUGUAACUAUAUGCAGAGAGAGGAUCUCGUUUGCAAACCGGAUCUAAGGUAUUACGAGCAGGCGAAAUUGGAAUCCGGUCUUGGGUGUUGGACCAAUGCUACUUUCGUAGAUGACAGCUUGGUAAAUUUACAAGCUGCUAAACAUUUGGGAAUGCAGCAACUUUUCCACGUUUCUGAAGAGUCAGAGUCGUAUAAGAAGGUGGAAGACAGGAUAAUGUCCGUGAACUCUGUGACUGAACUAGCCAAAUUACUGAAGUGA